Molecule: messenger RNA, 1896 nt
Organism: Ascochyta rabiei
Lineage: Eukaryota; Fungi; Ascomycota; Dothideomycetes; Pleosporales; Didymellaceae
Exons: 2
Coding region: 1-1896 (631 amino acids)
Molecular function (GO): oxidoreductase activity, acting on paired donors, with incorporation or reduction of molecular oxygen; monooxygenase activity; heme binding
Source: RefSeq, a predicted model, not a curated record
AUGUUCAUUGCCCUGGUCUUGAGCCUACUCGCAGCCACAGCGCUGUACAGAGGCUUCACCUUGUAUCGAAGCUGGCAGAGCAACAUAGCGAUUGCGAAGAGCUCCGGCCUGCCAGUCGUGGCAAUACCCUGGAAUGUGUUUGGUGUCUUCUGGCUUGCGACCUUCUACAUUUGGAUACCAAUACUGGAAGUGAUUCUGCCUGCUUCGUGGCGAGGCCUCUGGUUUGAUCUACUGGAUCCCGAAUGGGGUCAUCGAAAAGGCCAUGCUCCCUUUGAGAAGCUUGGAAAAGAUGUCUUUAUCAUUGCCUCGGCGACCCGCCUGUCAGCGUUUGUUGCUGAUGCCGAAGCCGUAACACAAAUCACAACCAGACGAAAUGAUUUCCCAAAGCCACUUAAGAUGUAUGGAGCUCUCGACAUAUAUGGCAGGAACCUUGUCUCCUCCGAAGGCUCAGACUGGCGUAUGCAUAGAAAACUCACCGCACCCAGCUUCGGAGAAAAGAACAAUGAGCUGGUUUUCAACGAGUCUCUUCACCACGCAAGGUCGCUGCUUGGGCUUUGGACUGGGCCAGAGGGGCAAGGAAAUGAGACUGUAGAGGACCCGGCGGUUGCCACCAUGAGCUUUGCACUCUUCGUGAUCAGCUCAGCAGGCUUUGAUGUUCGUGUCAAAUGGCCUCAUGAGGAUGAGACCCGAGCAUUGUCUGUCGAGACUGACGAGUCCAAGUCGAUGCUGGUCGGGUCGGAGAAACCAGCAGGCCAUAACAUGAGUUAUCGUGAAGCCAUCAGCGAGCUACUUCACAAUAUCAUGUGGACUCAGAUCAUACCACCAAAGUAUCUGCAUUUGUCUCCCAUCAAGGUUCAUCGAAAGGUCGGCGCUGCAGUCACCGAAUGGGGCCAAUACAUGGACGAACUUUACGAGAGGAAGAAACAGCAAGUGACAUCUGGUGACAGCAACAACCCUGGCAUGGACCUGUUCGAUGCCUUGAUUCGAGGAAGCGGCAUCAUCGAUGGAAAGAGGAACAUACAAAAAAGCGAUCUGCUGGGGAACGCUUUCGUCUUGAUGCUCGCUGGCCACGAGACCACCGCCAACACACUACACUUCUCCUUGCUCUUCUUGGCCAUGCACAGGGAUAGCCAGAAGCGCUUGCAACAAGACAUAGACAAGGUACUCCAAGGCAAACCAGUCGAGCAAUGGACCUACGAAGAGCAUUUCCCAAAACUAUUCAACGGCAUGGCCGCAGCCGUCAUGAACGAAACCCUCCGCAUCAUCCAACCCGUCCUUAAUAUCCCCAAAUCCACUCCCCCAGGCCGCCCGCAGAACUUCACCAUGGGCGACCAAACAUACACAAUGCCAGGCGACACCCACGUCUUCCUUAGCUCGGCCAUUCAUCGGAAUCCAAAGUACUGGCCCGCGCCGUCGACAGAACCAAGCGAAAACGAAAUGAGAGAUGUCGAUACAUUCCGCCCCGAGCGCUGGCUCGCUGCCUCCAAGUUGGAAGACAGUUUCAUUGACAUUGGCUACGAUGAGGAAGAACUGCGCGGUCCUUCCGGCGAAGAUACAUCCGCCGCGCUCUUCAAGCCCGUCAAAGGCUCCUACAUCCCCUUCAGCGACGGCUUCCGCUCGUGCAUCGGGCGCCGCUUUGCACAAGUCGAGAUCCUGGCUGUUCUUGCUGUCAUUUUCUCGCAGUACACGGUCGAGCUUGCCGUUGAUGAGUUCGCCAGCGAUGAGGAAGUUGAGACCAUGAAUAGCCUGGGGAGAGAAGCGGUCUAUGCAAAGGCCGCUGCAAGAGCGGAUCAUUUGCUCAAGACAGAGGUUGCUACCAUCAUCACGCUGCAAUUGAGGGGAACGAGCGUUCCUAUCCGAUUGGUCAGGCGUGGAGAGGAGAGAUUUGGUAUAUGA